Symsagittifera roscoffensis is the source of this 2814-nucleotide messenger RNA. Its product is annotated as solute carrier family 22 member 7-like. Gene Ontology annotation, cellular component: membrane. Lineage: Eukaryota; Metazoa; Xenacoelomorpha; Acoela; Convolutidae. Gene Ontology annotation, molecular function: transmembrane transporter activity. Gene Ontology annotation, biological process: transmembrane transport. The transcript has 4 exons. The record is from RefSeq and is a predicted model, not a curated record. Bases 651 to 2585 code for a protein of 644 amino acids.
ACAUAUGUAAAAAGAUGAAAAAAGCAGUUUUCUUUAUGAACAAAAUAUGAGACAAGUUGUGGUUUGACGGUGCUAGUGCAUAUAUCCGAUUGUGCAAAUAUCCGAAACAACAUAGUAAUCUACAAUCAUACAAACUUACCUGAACUGCCCUUCGGAUCUGAUCACAAAUUACCACCAUUUAUGGAUGCUUAAACUUAUCAUAUGGUUUUUCAGAUGUUUUCCCAAUUUUUCUAGAUUCUAGUGUUCGCACUAUCGACAUUGUUCAAACCUGAUUGAAAAAAGAAUAUCAAAAAUUAAUUCGCCAAAAUAAAGAACUCAUAAUAAAGCAAAGACUAAGCAACUUACGUAAUUUAUAAUACAAAAGAUAUAGAUGCAGAACAAAAAAGCUUGAUCUCUUAAAUAAAUACUCUCACUUGAGUUUCAUACUGUUUUACUUUGCUUUGGUUGUUGUCUUAGUCAAUCAUUUUUUAACGGGUGACUCAACAAUUUAAAAACAAAAUAUCUAGAAAACCAUUCUACUUUAAUAGAGAAUACAUUCAGCAGUUUAUAUUUCCGUCAAGAAAGAUUCGGAAGGUAGAUUUUUAAUUCUCCCAGCUGCAUUUCGAGAUUUGAUUCACAAGUGACUAAAAUAAAUAUCUCGAUAUCAUUAAAUGGAAACCCCGUACGAUGCUUCAAUCAACACUUCGACAUGCACUUUGCCACUUGAUCAGGCCAAUUCAAACCAAGCGAGUGAACAACUUCUGAUCAAACCGGAGGAAGACUUCUCGGAGCAUCAGGGCACUACUGCGAGUGGGGCGUCGGAGGGCUCCCAACCACAGGUAGAGACAUACAGUCACUCCUCGCAAUGUUGGGGGGACGAUGCAGCUCUCCAGUCCGAUGACAAGGAAAAGAUCACAUACCCCGCAGAUGUCAAGCAUGGAAAGUCGGAUGAAACUCCUGACUGUCCUAUUACGGAGAAAUACGACGAGAUCCACUCUAUCUUAGAAGAUGUUGGCGGCCUGGGACCUUGGCAAUUUUUCAUCGCAGGGGUCAACAUGCUGAUGACAAUCAUAGCUGGCAUUCACACCAACGCCUACCCUCUUCUGGUUGGAAGCAGCAACAGCUGGCGCUACGCUUGCAAGUCGGUGAAUGAUUCCAACUUCACGAUUGAUGCCGGAAUCCAGGAGUGCGGCGUCCAGGUCCAAGAUGACAGUCAUCCCUCUGGGUUCUCUCGUGUUGAUUGCUCUGAAGCCGAGGGCUUCCACAUGGUGUACUCGCACGACCACUUUGAGACGACUGUUACUACUGAGUUUGACUUGAUGUGCGGCUAUGGAUCGUAUUUAGUGCCUCUUGUUCACUCCUCGUUCACUAUCGGAUGUUUCUUCGGCGUCCUGAUCUUCGGCUACUUGGCCGACUGUUUCGGUCGCAAAACGGUUUUGUAUUUUGGGGUUCCGAUUGCUAUUGCUCUCAACUUUUCACUGGCCCUAGCACCAAACGUUUUUAUCUUUUUAGCCAUCAGACUCUUACAGGGAACUGCGGUGUUUGGCAUUUUUACCAUUCUCUACGUCAUCGCCAUGGAGACCACACUUCCCAGACGCCGUGCGGCUAUCGGCAACAUAGUGCACAUUCCGUGGGGACUGCAGUUCAUCACAGUGUCCCUGAUCGCCAUGUGGAUCAAAGAGUGGAGGAUGCAACAGCUGGUCUACUCAGUGCCCGCCUUCCUUUGUCUCAUCUGUCUCACCCCCCUCAUGCCCGAGUCCCCCCGCUGGCUGGCAAUCAAUGGCAAGACAGAACAAGCCACCAAGGUUUUCAUGAAGGCCGCAAAAUGGAACCGAAGAAGCAACAAAGUGACCGAAAAGUCUAUCAACGAUAGAGUUGAGAACUUCUAUGAGACCUCAAAGGCCGCAGAGCCCAAGGGUGCCAACUCCAAAUUGACCCUCUACAUGGGCUUGAUCCGGACUCCCGAAAUGAGACGCCGGUUCCUCCUCUCAACAGUAGUCUGGUUCCAAAUAGCUUUCGUCAAUCACGGGUACAACAUAUAUGCCCCCACCUUAGCCAAGAAUCCCUACUUCGCUUACUGCCUGGUGGGUGUCAUAGAAACACUCUCACCUUGCUGCGGGGCUUUUUUGUUCACAUUCGGGCGCCGCAAACCCUUAGUCGCUAUCUUCAUCAUGACUGGCCUGUUGUCCAUGUCACUCAUCCCGGUCUUCAAAAUCUGGCCAGAAAACUACCAGACGCAAAUUUUGGUCCUCGUCUUGGCAGUCUCAUUCCUAUCGGACAUGGCGUUCAACGGGAUAUAUGUGCACGUCUCGGAGUUCAUGCCGACAACUCACCGAAGCAUCGGUCUCGGAAGCUGCUCGUCCAUCGCCCGAAUCGGUUCAUCUCUCUGCUCGGGAGUCGUUCAAACCGCGAGCACAUACCCGACUUUGCCACCCGCUAUCUUCGGAGUGCUCUCGCUCGCAGGCGCCUUCUGCAAUUUCUUUUUGCCGGUGACUGAAAAUAAAGAGCUUCCAGAGACUGUGACUCAGAUUGAAGACGAGGCUGCUCGAUUAGCUAAGGUCCCUGUGGGGAAAUUUAGCAACGAUGAUAAAGGAACAAAUGCUUGAAACAUAAAAGGCCAAUUGCUGAGCUUUUCAAGCCUUCUACAACACUAAACUCACAUAUGGAAUGGGAGACUUAUGAUGAUAUAUGGGUUUUGUAAAGAAAAAUGUCAUUUUGUAUGAUAUUUUUUGUAUCAUAUGAACUAACUGAUUUUGUUUCAUCGCUUGUUUGUCAGUUUCUAUAAAGAAAACCGAUAUUGUUAUACUCUCAUGAAUUGAUUUUUUAUCGUAACAA